UUUAUAAAAAGGAAACACUGUUGCGGAUUCAUUGGUUUGUUGGCGAGGUUUGGAACCUUGGCUCCUUUUGAAUUGAAGUCUUGAAAUGGCUCGUAUCAAAGCCAAGGAACUGCGUGGAAAGUCGAAGGACGAGCUGCUUAAGCAGCUAAACGACUUCAAGCAGGAAUUAUCUACCCUGCGGGUUGCGAAAGUGACCGGAGGAGCCGCAUCAAAGCUCUCAAAAAUAUGCUUGGUCCGCAAAAGCAUCGCUCGUGUCCUCACGGUCAUUAACCAGACUCAAAAGGAUAACUUGAGGAAAUUGUUUAAGGGAAAGAAACAUAAGCCUAAGGAUUUACGACCGAAAAAGACCAGAGCCCUGCGUCGUCGUUUAAACAAACAUGAAGAAAGUUUAAAAUCCGUAAAAGCUUUGAAAAAAGCAAGACUCUACCCACAGCGACAGUUUGCAAUCAAGGCAUAAGGUUCUAAUAAACCAUUUCGGGAUAUA
Messenger RNA from Ciona intestinalis (vase tunicate), 484 nucleotides. RefSeq names its product large ribosomal subunit protein uL29. Gene Ontology annotation, cellular component: ribosome; cytosolic large ribosomal subunit. The record is from RefSeq and is a predicted model, not a curated record. NCBI's taxonomy places the organism in Eukaryota, Metazoa, Chordata, Ascidiacea, Phlebobranchia, Cionidae. Gene Ontology annotation, biological process: translation; maturation of LSU-rRNA from tricistronic rRNA transcript (SSU-rRNA, 5.8S rRNA, LSU-rRNA). Gene Ontology annotation, molecular function: mRNA binding; structural constituent of ribosome.